This is a messenger RNA of Stereum hirsutum FP-91666 SS1, 339 nucleotides long. RefSeq lists its product as uncharacterized. The annotation marks the transcript as partial. The record is from RefSeq and is a predicted model, not a curated record. The transcript has a single exon. Lineage: Eukaryota; Fungi; Basidiomycota; Agaricomycetes; Russulales; Stereaceae.
GCUGACCUGAGUGUCAAGAGGGUCCAAAAGCUUGCACGAGAGCGAGACCCUAUCAAGCGUGCUGACUUCAUUCGCCGCGCCGGCCGGUACUCUCCAGCGUGCUUCGUAUUCCUCGAUGAGGUAUCAAAGAACGACAGAACAUAUGCGAGGCUAUGGGGUCGAGCAGAGAGAGGGGAAAGAGUUGAGUGUUAUGAACCUUUUGUGCGUGGAGAGCGGGUGUCGAUGUUAGCGGCAAUGGCUCUGGAUGAGGGAAUCACAGCUGCGAAGGUAGUGUACGGGUCUUUCAAUGCGGCGUUGUUCAUAGACUUCCUUCGAAGAGACCUGGUACGUUUUGUCACG